Molecule: messenger RNA, 2841 nt
Organism: Arabis nemorensis
Lineage: Eukaryota; Viridiplantae; Streptophyta; Magnoliopsida; Brassicales; Brassicaceae
Source: the annotation of a GenBank genome assembly
AUGAAUCAUUCCGGUGAUGGAACGACGGUGUUUGGACAGAGAGAUCGCCGACCAGAUGCUCUCGGUAGUCUCAGUGUCCUCCCAGAUGAGACUAUCUGUGUCCUUCUCGAAUUCCUUGCUCCUCGAGACAUCGCCCACCUCGCUUGCGUCAGCAGUGUAAUGUAUAUUCUAUGUAACGAAGAGCCAUUGUGGAUGAGCUUGUGUCUCAAAAGAGCUAAAGGUCCACUUGAGUACAAAGGUUCUUGGAAGAAAACGACAUUGCAUCUAGAAGGAGUUACUCAGGAAAAUGAUGCAUACAGAAAGCCAUUGCAUUUUGAUGGAUUCAAUUCGUUGUACUUGUAUAAACGAUUCUAUAGGUGUAAUACAUCUCUUGACGGGUUUUCUUUUGAUAACGGGAAUGUGGAACGUAGGAGAGAUAUCUCCGUGGAUGAGUUUUCCAAGGAAUACGACGCCAAGAAACCUGUUUUGAUCUCUGGCCUCACUGAUUCUUGGCCAGCCAGUAAUACAUGGACAAUCGACCAACUAUCAGAGAAAUAUGGUGAGGUCCCGUUUAGAAUAUCUCAGAGGAGUCCCAACAAAAUUUCCAUGAAGUUCAAGGAUUACAUCUCAUACAUGAAACUCCAGAGGGAUGAAGAUCCUCUAUACGUUUUUGAUGACAGGUUUGGAGAAGCUGCUCCUGAAUUAUUGAAAGACUAUAGUGUGCCUCAUUUGUUUCAAGAAGAUUGGUUUGAGAUCUUAGACAAAGAAAGUCGUCCACCAUACAGAUGGCUUAUAGUUGGUCCAGAGAGGUCUGGUGCAUCUUGGCAUGUCGAUCCAGCUCUUACCAGUGCCUGGAACACCCUACUUUGCGGUCGGAAAAGGUGGGCAUUGUAUCCCCCUGGAAAAGUGCCGCUAGGCGUCACAGUCCAUGUAAAUGAAGAUGAUGGUGAUGUCAGCAUCGACACCCCCUCAUCUCUGCAGUGGUGGUUAGACUAUUAUCCUCUCCUUGCCGAGGAAGACAAACCGAUUGAGUGCACAUUAGAACCUGGUGAAACGAUUUAUGUUCCAAGUGGUUGGUGGCACUGUAUCCUUAAUCUUGAACCAACAGUGGCUGUUACUCAGAAUUUUGUGAACAAAGAAAACUUUGGGUUCGUAUGUUUGGAUAUGGCACCUGGUUACCAUCACAAAGGGGUUUGUCGUGCUGGUCUUCUUGCGCUUGAUGAUGGAAAUUCUGAAGAUUCGGAAGAAGAAACACACGAUGAGGACGACAAUACUUUGAGCUAUUCAGACCAUACCAGGAAAGAGAAGAGGAUACGGAUGAAUGGAGGAGGGGAGAUUGAAAACCAAGAAGAUGAUGUUAAUGGAGUCUCGAAGAGAUACAAUAUGUGGAAGAAUGGAUUCUCAUAUGAUAUUGAUUUUCUGUCCUCGUUUCUUGAUAAAGAAAGAGACCAUUACAAUUUCCCAUGGUCUAUGGGGAAUUCUGUAGGUCAACGAGAAAUGAGGGGCUGGCUAUCCAAGCUAUGGGUUCUGAAGCCUGAGAUGAGAGAACUUAUAUGGAAGGGAGCAUGCAUUGCAUUAAAUGCUGAGAAAUGGUUGCGAUGCCUAGAGGAAGUAUGUACUUUCCACAACUUACCAUCGGUCACCGAAGAUGAAAAGCUUCCAGUUGGAACUGGCAGCAAUCCUGUUUAUCUGUUGUCUGACUAUGCGAUAAAACUGUUUGUCGAAGGAGGGUUGGAACAAUCUAUGUAUGGUCUUGGAACUGAGCUCGAGUUUUACGACAUUCUUGGCCGGGAAGGUUCUCCUUUGAAAACCCAUAUCCCUGAUGUUCUGGCAAGCGGGAUUCUUUUCUUUGAAAAAGGAUCUUACAAAGUUGUCCGGUGGGAUGGCAAGAAAAUCCCAGACAUUAUCUUUAGCUCCAAUCUCGAAUUUGAUGCAGCAAUGCUAAACAGUGAAUUCCCAUUUGGUAUUUGGAACAAAACACUACGUGAACAAAGAAACCAGGGGAAGCCACCAUCUGAUUCUUUCAGUUCAUUGAGUUCGCAUGUUUGGCCGUAUAUUAUAACAAAACGAUGCAAAGGAAAGAUAUUUGCCCAACUAAGAGAUGACCUGACGUGGAAUGACGCUCAUAACUUGGCUUCCUUUCUGGGACAACAACUACGCAACCUUCAUUCACUGCCAUAUCCACCAGUCACACGUCCUGAAUUAUUGAUUGCGAAUGAUGGUCAUGAUGAGGAGUUGAACAUUCUACCAGAAUGGAAAGUUUUUGUCGAUGUUCUGCGCCAAAGGAAGAAGGACGUCACUGGUCGUCUGGAAAACUGGGGAAAUCCUAUUCCUCGUGCUCUGAUGAACAUGAUAGACGAAUACAUGCCCGAUGAAUUUUUUGUAGAUUUGCUCCAUGUGUUCAAGGACACGGAUGGUGGAGAUGAAAUCAAGGCCUGCACCUGGAUACACUCAGAUGUCAUGGACGACAACAUUCACAUGGAACCAUACGCAGAUGAUAAUUCUGUCAAUGGUCAACACAAUUCAUGGCGUCCCAGUCAUAUUCUCGACUUCAGCGAUUUAUCCAUAGGAGAUCCCAUCUACGACUUGAUACCAAUAUACUUGGACGUCUUUAGAGGAGACGUUGAUCUUUUCAAGAAGCUUCUAGAAAGUUACGGUCUUCCAUUAAUCAGAAGUAAGAUGUCGCGGGAGAAUGGUACGAGUAAGAAAGCACUGUCUCCUUCGUACCGUACAAUGUGUUACUGUAUAUUACAUGAAGAUAACGUGUUAGGUGCAAUGUACGGUAUUUGGGACGAACUUCGGACAGCUGAAUCAUGGGAACAAGUUGAACAAACUGUUUGGGGUCUACUUAACACCUACUAA